Didymodactylos carnosus is the source of this 1134-nucleotide messenger RNA. The record is from the annotation of a GenBank genome assembly. NCBI's taxonomy places the organism in Eukaryota, Metazoa, Rotifera, Eurotatoria, Philodinida, Philodinidae.
AUGUCUACUAUACGGCAUUUUUCAUCAUCCACGUUAAAUACCACCUAUUGCGUUCGUCCAUCAUCAUCAUUACCCUCAUUUUCACCACCUUAUAUUUCACCCGUUACACCAAUACCGACAGUAUUUUCAGGAUAUAAUACACCGAAAAAGAUUGGUACAGCAAUGCGAUUUUCAAAACAUCAUUUUCAAUUUAGGAAUAUUCAAGAUAAUAGUGGUUAUAAUGAUAUUUAUGUACAAAUAUUCAAUCGUUUUAAAAAUAAUUUAAAAUAUUUAUGUGUAUCAUCCACAUCAGCAGCGCCGCCAGCAGUAUCAAUACAUUUAAUGUUUAAGGUAAGACCUAAUUAUAAACGUUUAUUUUUAGAUGAUAUACUACCAAAUGCAAUAAGAACUGAUUACGAAGAAAUAUUAGACGAUGAUGAUUUUAAUGAAGAAAUUAAAUUUAAUAACGAUUACUUUACAGAAUCAACAAGUUAUAGUUCUCCCAAUAUUAAAAAAGAAUCAAAGAGAAAGAAUAGUAAUUACUUCGAACAACGAAAUGAAAAUGCAGCAAUAGCAUUACAACAAACAACAGUAUCUGAUGCUAUGAAUAUUUUACAAUCCACAAUGCCGUAUGAAUAUUUAAUACAUUUUUCUUCCAUGAAAAACACAUUAAAUCAACUCAUCGGUCAUGAACAAAAAUUUCAACAACUACUUAGUUAUAAACCACCAUUUCCAAUAACAUCAUUUUCAUUAUCACCUGCUCAUCGCGACAAAAUUAAUCAUUGGUCAGAAAACGAUUUUCAGCAGCGAAAAACGUGUUUUGCCCGUGUACUUGGCACACAUAUGUUUCACCGUGGCAGUUUUAGUUUGGCUGAAUGGUGUGAAGAGGCCGAUUAUAUGGUGUUAGAUGAUAUUUGCUGGUCCGAUUUAAAACAACAGUCAAAACAAUUAUUAACAGCUCCCGGUGAAGUACAUUUAACAGAUAAAUAUCAUCGUAAAGAAAAAAAAAAUAACAAUAAACCAUGUAUAUAUUUAAUGAAUUAUGAGGAUACUGGUACUUUAUUAGAUGACACGUAUUGGAUUGACAACGGUGUAUUUGUAUUGUUAGGUAAAGAUGAAAAGUUAUUCAGAGUAAGGAGUUGUAUCAUAAUAUGA